Diachasmimorpha longicaudata is the source of this 4123-nucleotide messenger RNA. RefSeq names its product E3 ubiquitin-protein ligase TRIM33. The transcript has 3 exons. Gene Ontology annotation, molecular function: protein binding; zinc ion binding. The coding region runs from base 367 to 3510 and encodes 1047 amino acids. NCBI's taxonomy places the organism in Eukaryota, Metazoa, Arthropoda, Insecta, Hymenoptera, Braconidae. The record is from RefSeq and is a predicted model, not a curated record. Gene Ontology annotation, cellular component: chromatin.
AUCGCAAACUGAACCGAAGAUGGAAAGACGAAGAAACGUUCCAAAUCGGAAGCGACUGGUCAAACCUCACCAUGCGAAACCGUGAUGAAAUUACGGGAAAGUGAGUCAAAAACGUGUCAAAUGCCUUUCUCCCCAUCGUAACCCAAUAAUCCCUCACUCAGUCGUGAUAAUUCCAUUUCCAAGCGCGCAGUGUCUUAUUAUACCCCCAAAAGUGUUCGUAAAACCGGAUAGAAAGUGUCCCAAAGCAUCUCCACUAGCUUUUCCCCCAGCGCUGAUGGUGUUUACCAUGUGAAAUAAACAAAUAAUUAAUUUUAAACCCCGUAAUAAGCGCCUAGACAAUCCUAAUCAGUGAAUGAAUACCAUUACAUGAUGGAGGAAAUCAUCCCCGAGGUGAUAGUGCCCCCGACUGCAGUGAAAGAGGAGCCAAUUGAACCUCCAAAUGAUGCUCAACAGUUGCAGAUGCAAAUAACAACGAACAACGAUGAUGCCGAGGGUAGUAGAUGUACUCCCGAGAGUCGUGAGAACGAAGUGAGAUAUUUUCUGUCAAAAUGUGUCUUUUGUAAUAAAUCCUUUACCUACGAGGACGAGGCUAAAUUACUGGAGUGUCUUCACGCUGCGUGUAGUAGUUGUAUUAGUGCCAAAUUGAGUGAUCACAAUGUAUACGUUGAUUCCGAAGUUGUCUUGGAGGGUAGCAUCGUGUGUCCAACAUGUAAUGUCGCGAGUCAGGGUGAAAAUCUCAUAGAGAAUCGUUUUCACACUAAAUUCAUGGACGACGAGCUGAAUCUGACAUCCGAUGAGGACGCCAAUAAAGAUGACGAGGAGGAGAAAAAGUGCACUAGCUGCCAUGACAAUGCAACAGCAACAAGUUGGUGCGUCGAUUGCGAGGAGUUUAUCUGUCAGAACUGUGUCAUGGCACACCAGAGGUUGAAAAUAACAAAGGAUCACACAAUUAAACCGAAGGAGCAGUUCUCCAGGGAUGGCGAGAGUAUCAAGAAGAGUAGUAAAAAAACUCCCAGCUAUUUAUUUUGCUCGGUACACCCACACGAGCAGUUGUCCCUUUUCUGCCAGACCUGCGAUCGCCUGACGUGUCGUGACUGUCAGUUAACUGAGCACAGGGAUCACAGGUACAAAUUCAUUCAUGAAAUUGCUGCUGAAACGAAAUCAUCGGUACAAACACUCCUUAAAGAGGUGACGUACAAACGUGUCUUGUUGAAGAGUGCAAUGAAAGUGAUUGAGGAUCGUCAGGUACUCAUUGUGGAGAAGAAGAAGAACCUUGUGCAAGACAUAACACAAAUGGUGGUGCAGAUGACGAAUGCGAUAAACACGAGGGGAAAACAACUGGUGCUGCGCCUGAACGAGGUAUGCGAUCAAAAGCAGAAUACAUUGAAUGAGAAACGAAUAGCACUCGAUCAAUUGUCAAAGUUAACUGAUCACUGCAUUCAGUUUGUGACAUACGCCCUGGAGAAGGGCUCCGACAUGGAUUUUCUGUAUUCGAAGAAAUCGGUGACCGGACAUCUCCAAAGAAUAAAGAAUAGACGAGCUGAUAUUCCAAACCCAGAGAUUCCAGUGAGAAUUCACCUGUUCAUGGACAAGGUUCCAGACCUGAUAAAGGUGGUAUCGUCGAUAGGCUCGAUAUUAGUGGAUGGGAGAGUCUUUCCUUCGCAGUCACCCUCAUCGGGUACCAGCACCCCCACGACACUUCCCCCUGAUCUCCAAACAGAACGAAAGCAAACACCUCCAGUAAAUGCCCCAGCUGAGAGUCCAACAGUUCCACUGCUACCCCAUCAACCAAUUUCAACGCAAACAACGACAUUUACCUCAGUGCCUAUGUCCUUCAACCCACAACCACCACUGGUGAAUCAGCCUCCACCGCCCCCGCCAUCACAGCCACCGGUAGCACCUCAACACUAUCCCCCUCAGUAUUCCAUGCACACACUACCUCCAAGAUCGUCUCCACAGUCGCAGCCCCCAAGAUUGCCAUACAACGUGAGCUACAACGGGGCGAUUCGCCACCAGCUGAUGAUGCCCCAACGUCCACUGGGUAAUUGUCACCAGCAGGUCACCUCCUCCACGCACCCCCAGCAAGUACAGUUCGAUCAGAUGGGGCAGAAUGCCAAUCUCAGAGGACUGUUGGCGCCAUUUCAACGAGCCAUGCCCAAUAUGGCUUACAGACUACCCCCUGGCUAUCGAUACCCAGCUAACAAUGGACAGAGAGCGUUGGCACCGGCUACUCACACCUAUCAGCCGACAAAUCCAACUCUGGUGUCCGGGGGACGUGUCCAGCAGCUCAACCCAGCUCCCGGCAGCCAGAUGAAUCCAUACCCUGGCUAUCAGCAGGCAGCUCGCUGGCACAUUCCCCAGUCUGUAAAUCCUCCUGUGAAUUUUUACCACCAGAGGCCGAUGACACAAGUCCACAUACCUCCAUCGACUCUUCCCAACGAUGCCUACAAAAUAAUUCUCAAGUCUCAACAGAACAACAAUACCAUCAGUAACAACAAUAACAUGAGCAACAGCAGUAGCAUGAGUAAUUCAACGGGAGUUCAUCAGAAAACCACAAGUGGUAGUGCCAGUGGCGAGGCACCACAGGUCUCCACUCCUGGACAGACUGUGACAUCGUCAGUCCCCAAGACACCCAGCCCAGUGCCCGGUAAGCCUGAUGAGACUGAAAAGAGUCUUGACAAAUUCUGUCAAAAGUCCCUCAACGAUUUGAUGCUGACUAUUGCCAAACUCGAUUCCAAUGGAAUUGUUGUGAUCCCCGAAGCCCAGAAAAAUCAAUUGGACUCGUCACAAGUCGAUAGCUCUACAGACGAGGGGGGAAACAUCGGGGAGAAUGUCGAUGGAAGUGCUAAGGAGAUCGCCGCCUCCAUGACCAAGGACGAUCCUAAUGAGGACUGGUGUGCUGUCUGUAUGGAUGGAGGCGAUGCUGUCUUAUGUUGCGACAAGUGUCCCAAGGUCUUUCAUCUUUACUGCCAUGUACCAGCACUGAAAACCUUUCCGGACGAGAGUGAAACGUGGCAGUGCAUGCUCUGUACCAAUGUCCUGGAUACAUCUGAGGAUCCACCCUCUGACAAACGUCCUCACUCUAUGAGCCCUAAAGAAUUGAGAAUUGCUCAGAGAAUCGUGUUGGAGCUUUACUGCCAGUACGAGCAGAGUCUUCCGUUUCGGGAAAUUGUGUCUCCAGAGAUUGUAGAGUACCACCGGAUUAUCAAAAAGCCAAUGGCUCUGGAUGUCAUCAGAGAGAAGUUGAAAUCCGAUAACUCGAAUCAUUACAGCGAUUUGCGACAAGUCUUUGCUGACAUUAGACUGAUGUUCAAAAAUGCAUUUUCCUACAAUCCUGUUGAUUCCCAAGUUUACCAAGAAGCUCGUAACCUCGAGGAAUUUUUCGAAAAAUUACUACUGAAGUGGGCGCCGAAUUACGCUUACGAUGAUCCAUUCUUAACGACAGAUGCCGACGAAGACGAGGAGGUGUUUCCUCCCAACCGGAAAUAUCGUAGAAUAAUUAACGAUUGACACCUAUGACAUUUUUUUUAACGCGAAAUUAUUUUUUGGGUUAGCUAUAGAGAAUUAAGCAAAAUACCAAGAGAUCGAUUUGUUCAUUGAGGAUGAGAAUCGGUUUAUCCACCAAUAUCAUUGUUAGUUCUCCCUUGUUAGUCGUUAAAAGUUAUCAAAAUAUUUUAUAACCGUGAAUCACAACGUGAGAUCUGAAGGAGGUAAUGAUCGGAGUAUCAUUUGUUGUCCGCAAUCAUGACGAUAGACGGUCUUGAAUGACAAAUCAUGGAUGAAUGUAUACGUAAAGUGCAUCAUGCCCUACCCAUAUAUAUUUUUAUUCUUCAAACGAUUUACUGUUAAUCGUCAAUUAUCGCAAUUCGUUGAUCACGUGCAAGCAUCAUUUAAACAACAUAUUCAUCUAUACUGUGGAAUUGAUAUCCUCAUUUAGUUUAGACUGAUAAUUUAUUUCUCUCGCCGACAUAAGAAAAAAUUUAUAAACAUUUUUUAUUGAAACCGUCAUUUUACCGAGCAACUGCUAGGUAGAGUAUUGUAAAUUCUAUUGACGGAAAAAAUGUUCAGCGAUUCAGUUGACAGUCAAUUGUUACUAUAGAAAUAAAAUCUUGAAUUUUCGGUA